Acanthaster planci (crown-of-thorns starfish) is the source of this 3640-nucleotide messenger RNA. RefSeq names its product tyrosine kinase receptor Cad96Ca-like. Gene Ontology annotation, cellular component: signaling receptor complex; plasma membrane. The record is from RefSeq and is a predicted model, not a curated record. Gene Ontology annotation, molecular function: transmembrane receptor protein tyrosine kinase activity; ATP binding; calcium ion binding. Lineage: Eukaryota; Metazoa; Echinodermata; Asteroidea; Valvatida; Acanthasteridae. Gene Ontology annotation, biological process: protein phosphorylation; multicellular organism development; cell surface receptor protein tyrosine kinase signaling pathway.
CGUUGGACCGUGGCACGAUAGCUAUCCGGUGUACAUUUAAUUGUUGGUGGAUCAAAAAGGCAGCAUUCCUGACUUGACUCCUGACGCCGGUGGUACAUGUAUACCUCGAUCAGUCACCCAACCGACCUUUUGUUUUGUGUCGCAUGGACAAAAAGAUACCCAUUUGCAGUAAACAGUCACUGACUCAUUUUCAGACAGGGUGAAACUUUCGAAGAGCACCAACAGACCGAUACAUUUUAAUCCAACCUGUCGCCGACGGUUUCACAUGUAAUCAAGUAAGGUUUUUCCUUACAUACCUUUGCCGUGAAAAUGAUCCUUGGUAGACUCCUUCCUUUCUGUGUUUUGCUGACGGCACUUCAGUUCGUCCCCGCCCAACCGCAGUAUUGUGCGACCAACCCUUGCAUGAACGGUGGAACGUGCAUGGCAAGCCCGAGUAUGACGGACUACUUUUGCGCGUGCCCAAUGGAAUAUACUGGACAGAACUGCACGGAUCCAGUUUUAGGUAUCUGCAUGCCGAAUCCUUGCCUUAACAAUGGAACUUGCAUGCCAAGCCCUGGCAUGACUUAUCGGUGCACUUGUCCUAUUGGCUACUCUGGAAUGAACUGCGAAAAUGAUGCGUGCAGGCCCAAUCCAUGUCACAACAACGGCACGUGCCACCGUGACACAUCGGGGAAUAUGUUCGACUGCAGGUGUCCUGUCGGCUUCAGCGGGGGCACUUGCCAGACUGAUGCAUGCCAACCCAAUCCGUGUCGCAACGGAGGCACGUGCAUUCGGGACACCUCAGGGAAUAUGUAUGAAUGCACGUGUCCUGUCGGCUUCAGCGGGGGUGAAUGUCAGACUGACGCAUGCCAAUCCAAUCCGUGUCGCAACGGCGGCACGUGCAUCCGGGACACCUCUGGGAAUAUGUAUGAAUGCAUUUGUCCUACCGGCUUCAGCGGGGGCGAAUGUCAGAAUCAAGGUCAGGAUCCUUGUGUGCCCAACCCUUGUCAAAAUGGUGGAGUGUGCAUGUCACAGCUAGGGGGCAUGCACAACUGCACUUGCCAAAAUGGCGCCACGGGCAACAACUGUCAAAAUCUACCCCAAAGCACCAAUAUUACGACAAUCAUCAUUGUCGUUGUUGUGGUCGUGGUCGUCCUUAUUGUGGUGCUGAUUGUCGUCGUCGUUUGCAUCGUCAGAAGGGCAAGACCAAGGCGCAGCGGCGACGAGUCGUCAACUGCCGAAAAGGGACGUGGACAGGAGCUUACAGAGAAGAAAAAGACGAAUGAUUACGUGAAGCGACCUGGAGCACGCUCAAAAGAGUUCCCGCGAGAUAAACUGCACAUCUUCGGUCAGCUAGGCAGCGGGUCGUUCGCUGUAGUUUACAAAGCUGAGGCAGAGGGUAUAGUACGCAAGGGGACCAACACUACAGUAGCCGUCAAGAUGUUGAAAGAAACUGCGACUCCCAACGAUCAGAGUGAUUUCCAGAAAGAACUUCAAUUGUAUUCGAUGCUAGACCGACAUCCCAACGUCCUAUCUAUGCUUGGAUGCUGCACCGAUAAAGAUCCCAUGUACAUCAUCCUUGAGUACGUACCGCAUGGUAACUUGCAGACCUACCUGAGGCAGAUCCGAACGGGAACGGAUCCCACGAAUCUGAACAAGAACGAGUUGGUGAGAAAGAACAACCUGACCCCCACGGAGAUUCUUACCUUUGCCUGUCAGGUGGUGCGGGGAAUGGAGUACUUGGAGUCUAAGCAGUGCAUCCACAGGGAUUUAGCUACCCGUAACAUCCUUCUCGGCGAGGGAAUGAUCUGCAAAGUGGCUGACUUCGGACUGGCAAGAGAUGUGGCCGAGCGAAGCCAGUACGAAAUGCAGUCCCAGGGCAGGGUACCAGUUCGUUGGAUGGCUCCUGAGUCACUGCUCACCAAUAUGUACACUUGUAAGAGUGACGUGUGGUCCUUCGGGGUUUUGCUGUGGGAACUCGUCACGCUAGGAUCGCAUCCAUACCCCGGAAUGUCAUCGCAGAAGGUCAUCAACGAAAUCAAGAAAGGCUACCGGCUACCCAAGCCAGACCACUGCAGCGACGAUGUGUACAAGAUUAUGCAGGACUGUUGGCAGGAGCGACCGGAUGACAGACCCGACUUUGCUCGACUUCACAUCACAAUUGAUGACAUCUUAGCAGAUGCAGCGGGUUACCUAGAGAUGGGAAACCUGAACCAGGAUGAUUACGUCUACCUGGAACCAGGCCAAGAUGCGAGUUCCACCGAGUCUGCCUAGGGAUCGACCAUGUCCAUUUCUCAUGACGGUAUAAAAAGAGGAGACUGGAGCCUCAUCAUAGGUUGGUCCACUGUCACAGGUCUGAAGUUGACCGUAGAGCGACCUCAAGUGACUAUAGACCGAUCAAAACGUGCGAUAUUGUGUCAUGAGCAGCUUGCAACGAAGACGGAGAUAUCGUCUAAAAACAAUAUCCAACAAAGAGACACUGUGGUUAUGAGGUUGAAACUGUAAUGCACGUCAAUAAUACUAACUCAGGCUUGCAGCCGUUUGAAAAUAUGCCACCUUAGAAUUAUAUGCUUUAGUUGAAACACUGUGAAGACAGUGUUAAACUUAUGAACGUAACAGACAUGAAUGAAAAAAUAUUAAUUAAGCUUAAAAUUAUGAAUUAAACUAUUUUUAUUUUUUCAUUUUGCAGCAGUAGGAUUGCAUACACAGGUAUGGUUGAGGGAGACCUUUUUUCAGUUACAGCAACUUCCUUUGCUUCCAAAAUAUUUUGAGAAGAUUCAAGACUAUGCAAACUUUCUUAAUAUAAAUUUUCAUGGGAGCAUAGUUUCCGUAAUGGAACGCACACUAGAUCCGAAGAUCGGGGAAAAGUUUGAUUGAUAUUUAAACUUACGCUCGUUUAAAUCUAUAUGCAUUUGUUUUUUCCGUCAUGAUAUUUUGAGUUUGUUUUCAUAAGGUUCUAAGUUUUAUUACUUUCGAACUCCAAUGUACAACUCUUCUUCAGAGUUUUUUUUAUUUCGUUAAGUCCAUUUGUUGUGUCUUCCUGUAGUUUUAGUGAGGUUCUGUAAAAGUUUUCAGUCUUUGGAUUUUUUUCUGGAUUUUAUCUCUUAAGCAGUCCUAUUUUUUUUAAAUUUUUCUUUCAUAAAGUUGUCGCUUUUUUACUUGUAACAUUUAAAAACAUAACGUACCGUUUUGAAGGUUGUAAAAGUGUAGACAUUAACAAAACUAAAGCGCUGUAUAUCUUUGGUCUCAAGACCAACAUGGUGAGGAGAUUGAAAAAAAUGUACUCCUAAAUACAAAUCUAAUAGAGACCGAAUCUCCACGAGCCUUACGAACAGUGAAACACACAAAUGCUGCAUUUCGGACAAAGCUUAAAGUCAGUGAUGUAUACCCCCCCCACACACACACCCUCGCAGUACAAUUUAAACUGGUCAGGGCCGUAACGAAUUUUCUCCAAGGGCGGAACUAGGGACCAAGGUUUCAGGUUGCAAAAUGUGGGAAUAUCUUUACGUGAGCCAAAAUCUCGAGGGUUUUACACUGUGAGGACAGGCAAAUUAAAUGGUCCCCAAGUCGCCUUUAACCCUAAAACGUUUGCCCCUUUUUCAUACUCUAAACAUGGGAAAAGUGAACUCGUGGCAAUUAAAUGAACAACGAAAAUCUAAAA